Trichoderma gamsii is the source of this 1143-nucleotide messenger RNA. RefSeq lists its product as hypothetical. Bases 1 to 1143 code for a protein of 380 amino acids. The record is from RefSeq and is a predicted model, not a curated record. The transcript has a single exon. Gene Ontology annotation, biological process: cholesterol biosynthetic process; adenine salvage; AMP salvage. Lineage: Eukaryota; Fungi; Ascomycota; Sordariomycetes; Hypocreales; Hypocreaceae. Gene Ontology annotation, cellular component: cytoplasm. Gene Ontology annotation, molecular function: phosphomevalonate kinase activity; AMP binding; adenine phosphoribosyltransferase activity.
AUGCUCGCUAGAUCUGCCGACCAACGCCGCAAGGUACACAAGGCUAGCAUUAGCGAUGCCAUCAAGCGAGAAUAUGCAACAGCUACCGGCGCUGACUUGGAUCGUCUGCUAUGGGAUCGGGCUUACAAGGAACAACACCGGCGGUCAUUGACGGCAUUCUUCAAAGAACAGAUGCGACAACAUUCUUGGCUUCUAGAAAAACAAUUUCUGAAUGUGGUGUCCGGAGCCGCAGAUGCGGAUGUGCUGGUGAUCACUGGGAUGAGAGAUGAGGCGCCUACUGCGACCUUGUCGCAUCUAGUUCAGAAUAGUAGAUUACUCGACAUUCGCGUCACAGCUAGCGAAAAGACGCGGCAGACUCGCCGGAAAUGCCAAGCCGGCGACGAUGAUCGACACGAAAUUCAUGAUUGCGAAAAUCACAACAGUAGCGACAAUGGCAGCGAUUGUAAGUCGAAUUCGACGACACUGGACUACUGCCCCAGCCUCGUCUUUGACAAUGGAGCAACAGGAGAUGAGGCGGUAAGGAGGUUUGCCCAUACGUACCUGCUUCCCUUUCUCCAUAGGGACCUGGAGCGACUGGCUAGUAUGGUGCUCCCUGUGCCCGACUUCCCACGCACAGGCAUCGAGUUCCGCCAUGUGCUCAACAUCGCCCAACAGCAAGGCGGGUUGGCUUUGUGCACUUCUUUACUACAAACUCACUUCAUAAAUGACUGGGAUAAAAUUGGUAUGGUGGCCUGUUGCGAAGCGGGAGGCUUCGUGUUUGCAUCGGCAUUGGCCCAGAAAGUUGGCGUCCCCUUGGCGCUAAUCCGCGAAGCCGGCAAGCUUCCCCCACCCAUUGUUUCCAUCGACAAGCCUUCAUCACACAUUUCAUCUUCUGAACCUAACAAUUUGAAAGGGAAGAAGCUUGAGAUGAGCCGGGAUUUGAUUCUAAGGGGGCCAUCGGUGGUGGUGGUGGAUGAUGUACUUGCCACAGGAAGGACGCUUUGUGCAAUACUUCAACUAUUAGCUAAAGCAGGCAUCAGUAAUGAGGAUAUUAGCAUCAUUGUUAUAGCCGAAUUUCCGAUUCACCGUGGUCGGGAGCUGUUGUAUCGUAAUGGCUAUGGUGGGAUCAGAAUUCAAAGCCUUUUGGUGUUUGGCGGGGCCUAG